This is a messenger RNA of Saitoella complicata NRRL Y-17804, 537 nucleotides long. Its product is annotated as acyl-CoA N-acyltransferase. The transcript is spliced from 5 exons. Bases 1 to 537 code for a protein of 178 amino acids. The record is from RefSeq and is a predicted model, not a curated record. NCBI's taxonomy places the organism in Eukaryota, Fungi, Ascomycota, Saitoellomycetes, Saitoellales, Saitoellaceae. Gene Ontology annotation, molecular function: monosaccharide binding; glucosamine 6-phosphate N-acetyltransferase activity. Gene Ontology annotation, biological process: UDP-N-acetylglucosamine biosynthetic process. Gene Ontology annotation, cellular component: endoplasmic reticulum; Golgi apparatus; endoplasmic reticulum-Golgi intermediate compartment.
AUGACGACGAACGGAGCCACCAACUUUCUCUUUGAUCCGGCAUUGCUGCCGUCCACGUACAAGAAGCUGCCGAAGCAUAUUACGAUGAGGCCAUUGAGCCGUGACGAGAAUUUCGCAAAAUACAUGGACCUCCUCGAUCAACUCGCUCAGCCAGAAACAUCGAACGGUCCUCGUCCAUCUCAAGCAGAGGCCCAAGCACACUUCGAUGAUAUGAAGAGAGGUGGGGUCACAUAUGUUGUCAUUGCGGAGGACAAGGGAACUGGAGAUGUUGUUGCGACGGGUACGGUGCUUAUUGAGCAAAAGUUCAUCCGGAAUGCAGCCAAAGCGGCGCAUAUUGAGGACAUCGUGGUAUCGAGCACGCAGAGGGGCAGCGGUCUCGGCUUGAUGUUCGUCAUUGACACCCUCAACCACCUCGCCCGUGAACUGGGCUGCUACAAGACGAUUCUGGACUGUGCUGAGAAGAAUGUAGGGUUCUACGAGAAGUGUGGUUUUACGAGAUCGGGCGUGGAGAUGAAGAAGUAUCAUCGCAAGGGGUAA